This is a messenger RNA of Annulohypoxylon truncatum, 2418 nucleotides long. Its product is annotated as ARS binding protein 2-domain-containing protein. The coding region runs from base 231 to 2243 and encodes 670 amino acids. Gene Ontology annotation, molecular function: DNA replication origin binding. NCBI's taxonomy places the organism in Eukaryota, Fungi, Ascomycota, Sordariomycetes, Xylariales, Hypoxylaceae. The record is from RefSeq and is a predicted model, not a curated record. The transcript is spliced from 2 exons.
GAUGAGAGGAGAUCCCGUUACACACGACUUCUACGAGAAUAAGGAUACUUAUUCGUUAGUUAUUCAAAUCACGGAGAUCGCGAGCGCUAUAACAAUAACUUCGUGAAACUUUCAGCUUAUCAAAUCCGUCAGCCCGCGAUACUUCAACCCACCUUACAUAAGUACCUUUCAUGCAUUUCAUUUAAUAUCCAUGGGGAUCAUCGCAUAUCUCGCUAUCUUAUGAGGUUAAGAUGGCUCUCUCUACUCCAACGAGCAACGGUUCCCGUCGCUUCAACCCGCUUCCGUCUCCCGGUAAAAAUGAGACGCCUAGAUCGGUAGGGAUGGUAAGACCAAUAUUACCUCAAAAAAGCGUGACGACUACUUCUAUCGAGGAUGCCUACGUGAGUUUCAUCCUCUACUGCAACCCGGCAGUGCCCUUGGAGACAGACACGUUCGCUCUCAGAGAAGCUUUUCGAACCCCACCAAAAAGCGAGGGGAAGAGCUUCAGUACGUUCACCUUGUUCGAACUCAUCAAGAAGCUACACUCAAAGGAGCUGAAGACGUGGGCGGAGUUAGCCUUGAACUUGGGUGUUGAGCCGCCAGACCACGACAAGGGACAAAGCUCUCAGAAGAUACAGCAGUAUGCCGUCCGAUUAAAGCGAUGGAUGCACUCCAUGCAUAUCAACGCCUUCUUCGAUUAUCUGAUGGACAAUCCGCACCCAUACUGGACCCAAAUUCCUACGGACCCGAACCCAGUCUGUGAGGAUGGUAGAGAUGGGGUUGCUGCCGAAGACGACAUGGCUUUGCGCGCUUUGCUACCUCACAUUCGACCUCGUCGAGGUCGAAAAAGACCUGAGGAAGAUGGACUUAGUAAAUCUCCGUCACAAAGACCCAGGUUAGAGUCUCCAGGGUUUGGCGGGGAGCCUAAAACCGCUCGUCCGGAUACUCUAGAUCCGUGGACCGCUCAUCCGGAUGGAAGAAACUCGUUCAUGUUCCCAUCAGUUGAUCCAAGAUCAAGCGUAUUGCCAGAAGCAAAUUCAGCCUUCCCAUGGAGUAACGAUGUUUCGCGCGAACCAAUGUCAGCAUAUCCCCAGUCUGCGAUGACGCCGUCGACUAGAGGGACGUUCUGGGGUGACACUACAGAACCUCGCUCGGCAAUUAGUCCUAAAACCAAAGCUCUCGGGCGUCGCCAUGGAGCAAAGGUCGUUUCUUCCGCUUGGAGAAGCGGCGGCGUAUCUACAAGUGGCAGGCCCCGUGGGCGACCUCCAACAAAUCGUCCCUCCGACGGUCCAUUAUCAGCAAUCCCGGAUGAACGGAGGGAAUUUCAGGGGUCCCCUUUUGAACAGGGCACACCUCAGUCUAGCAUAGCGCAUACGCCGAUGCUACCCCCCGAAUCGGUACCUAAGUCAGCAGGACCUACCUCUGCGCCAACGUCAGCACCGACGACAACGCCGACUUCUGCUCCUGGCAACCGGCCUGCCCGACCGGGCCGUCUUUCUCUACAAGUACCAGAACGAGCCAGCGGCCCUGUCAGACUAGCGACUCCCCCACCUCCUGUUGUAAUGGUAAACGGCAAGAGCCCGGUUAAUGGGAACGGGACCAAUGGAGGCGGUAAAGCGGCGGACGCCCCCGUGGAAGAUGCGUUCACGGUGUUCGAUCGCACUUCCGCUAUGUUCACGGCCACAUCGACCGACGAUCACGGGAGCUCCGGAAUGCAUUUCGACCCUAGCGACAGCGACCGGACGAACUGCGACGAGAUCGAGGCCAUGUUUGUUGCAGAUAUACUUGAGGGGGCCUGGUAUGAUGAAAAGGGGCAGCCAGGCCCACCUGCUGGCGUCGACGAGGCAAUGGCCUUGGUUAAGGUUGUCGUCGAGGGCAUAUCGAAACAAGCUCUAACGAAAGAGGCCUUCCUGAUCAACCUCUCAGCGCUUGCGGGCGUUAAGUAUCUGAUGCAAGCGGGCAGCACCUCGGUACAGAGACUGGAGGUGGGCCCCGAUUACACGAAGUACCACUGUUCUUGGGGUCUUCGUUUCGGCCCCGUAAGUGGGAAAUUCCGACUCACGGAGACGGUUCCGCACGCGCGGUGGAAGAAGGGCGCUCAACGGCCGGACGAACCUAGGGGUGACUCCGAUAUCCCGGCCGAGGGCGAGGAGGCCGCGGAGUUUUGGCGUAGGAGAUACGCCGACCUCUUGCGCGUCGUGAAUAAGAGGAGCGAGGAUACGACGCGGGUUGCUAAAGGAGUACAGGAUAGCGAGCGGUCUUAGCGCGUGGGGGUUGGGCAUUAUACGGGAUUAAUUACGUCUUGUAAGAGUAUAUUCUACGGAUUCAUGAUUCAUGUUGAGUUGGGUUGAGGGUUUAAAAAGCCGCCGAGUUUUCAUGUAUAUGUAAUACUUUUUUGGUUCUGAGAUACCCCUGAUCGCAUGUAUUAUCAUAUAUUAG